Molecule: messenger RNA, 3014 nt
Organism: Salarias fasciatus (jewelled blenny)
Lineage: Eukaryota; Metazoa; Chordata; Actinopteri; Blenniiformes; Blenniidae
Product: MOB kinase activator 1B
Exons: 6
Coding region: 269-919 (216 amino acids)
Source: RefSeq, a predicted model, not a curated record
UUUUUCUGUUGCCUCUGAGCGUCCACAGCAGCAGCAGCGGCGUAGAGUGAACCAGCUCUUCGCAUAUUCACUCUUUUUUCUUUCAGUUUGACGUUUAAUUGUCUCCUCAGAAGUGGUUUCGAUCUAGUUAAACCUCAAGGACUCGACGGAAAAGAACUAAGGACGUGUGGGAGCUCGGAGUUUUGACAACCAUCCCCCUUUUGGUCUGCCUCCAUUCGGCUUGUUAGCCAAUUUGUCUUCAGAGAAAUUUUCUGCGGUGCAAGGAAACAUGAGCUUUUUAUUUGGAGGCCGUGGAAACAAAACGUUCAAGCCCAAGAAGAAUAUCCCGGAGGGUUCUCAUCAAUACGAGCUGUUGAAACAUGCAGAGGCCACGCUGGGAAGUGGAAACCUGCGCAUGGCAGUCAUGUUGCCUGAGGGGGAAGAUUUAAAUGAAUGGGUCGCAGUCAACACUGUGGAUUUUUUCAACCAGAUCAACAUGCUGUAUGGCACCAUCACGGACUUCUGUACGGAGGAGAGCUGUCCAGUCAUGUCUGCCGGGCCAAAGUACGAGUAUCACUGGGCGGACGGAACCAACAUCAAGAAGCCCAUCAAAUGCUCCGCUCCCAAGUACAUCGAUUACCUCAUGACCUGGGUGCAAGACCAGCUCGACGACGAGACGCUGUUCCCUUCAAAGAUCGGCGUCCCCUUCAAGCGUAACUUCAUGUCGGUGGCGAAGACCAUCCUGAAGCGCCUGUUCAGGGUCUACGCUCACAUCUACCACCAACACUUUGACUCCGUCAUGCAGCUGCAGGAGGAGGCCCACCUCAACACAUCCUUCAAACACUUCAUCUUUUUCGUUCAGGAGUUCAACCUCAUUGACAGGAAAGAGCUGGUCCCACUACAGGAGCUGAUUGAAAAACUGACAACCAAGGAUAGAUAAACACCAAUGUAAUCCUUGUUUUAUUGUUCUUCUAGUUUUUGCACAGAUACCCACCCCACCCUGGCUGUAUGUAUGCAGUAUAUACUAUAUUUCCAUUUGGGGAAAUGUUUUUAAUAAGGCCAGGAAGCAGGAAGGGUCUCGAUAGGUUUAUGGCACCAGGACUAAUGCUAUCAGGGAUUACACACUUAAUUUGAACAAAACUACAGAUUAACACAACAGACAAAGGCUUUAGCUCUAUGGAGAGAGAAAAAAAUCCCAGUAUUCAAGUCGUGGCUUACAUUUAGGACAAGGUACACGUACAUUAUGCUCACUAGUUUUCUACUAGACUCCACAGAUUCUCAUUCUCUUGGAUUCGUGGCACAUGUGACAUUUUCAUGCUUUUCUAUUUUUUAUUUUUUCCUGUUACUCCCAGCUCACUCACAGGCGAGAAUAGUGUGUAAGCGAAGCAGUGGCUGUAUCAUAGGGUGUUGUUGGUGUGAUAGAAAGAAUUUAAGCCAGCAUUUAAGCCACCUCAACAAUAAUGGCUAGUUAUUUUAGUCCUGAAUACACAUACAUACAGAGAUAUAGAUAUAUAUAGAGAUAUAGAUAUAUAGUUGGUUCUGGGUCUUGGCUUUGAUACUAUUCACAUCUGUAACAGCUGAUAUCUGUCAAUACAAAGGAAAUCCUAAGUGCCUAGCAUGGCUCAUAAUCGCCCUCUAUAAACAGUGAGAAAUGUAAGACGCUAAAGGCCAUAUACCACUGAUACAAUUGACAGAAAUAUUCCACACCGUGUCGGUUUAGGUUUUUUUUUUUGUUUUUUUUUUUUGGGUCUAAAUUCCCUCUCACACCCUUUUUCUGUUUGACCUUAGGGCCACUCGGCGGCUGUAUUUAUUUCGAGUCUCUUUGCCAGGCGUUUCUGUGCAGGUUAUGAUAAAUGAAUGUGUUGGAAGAUAAAGACGUGAGGUGAGAACAUCGUCAGGUUGGUGAAAGUGACCGCGAGGCCAGCCGACAUGUUCCCCACAAACCGUAGUAGCGGCAACUUUUCGGAAAAGUCUCGGAGGGAUCUGCAACCAUAAAUUGUACAUAAAUAUCCUCAAAAACACCCCCGCGUCGGAGCUGCACUGAUGAAACAGGAACAAGCAUUUGGAAUUGGGUAUUGGUGCAUCCCGUGUUAUCUCACUAGCCAUAAAGCACUUUGAACAAUCCCCCCCCCCCCCCGGCCCGACCUCUCUUGCCUGAAUGUUUCUUCUUCAUAGACUGUGCUUUGUGAGAAGCUGUGUCAUGUGACUGAAUCGGCGUUCGCUCCCUCCCUCGUAUUUCCCCAAAUGAAUGUUGAAUGGCUUAACCUCCGAAAUCGGCUACAAGGCACAAAGUGUGAGAUUUCUUAUGCUUUUAUACCGUCUCAGUUGCGUGUUGCUGUGCGUCGAGCAGCAGAUGCAUGAACCCCCGCCCCCGCCCCCCCUCGGUCUCAAAGUGUAGUUUACUAUGCAAUAAUUGACAUGACACUAAAAUGGUUUCCGGUUGGCUCAUUCAUACUUUAAACCCAAUAUUGACCUUCCUUUAUAGUGCUUAAUUCAGGUGUGUGAUAAGAUUAGGAUUGCUUCUCUGUCAGCUUUAGUUUUAAAGUGAGCGACAUGAACGUUUUAUAUCUGAAACCUGUUGGAGAAGUGUGAAACUUCAAGGCACGCAUGUAAAUACUGAGGGUUAGAGCUGUCUUGACAGUGAUUUUCAGCAAAGCAUGGAGUGGUAGCUUUUGGUUUAUUGAAUGCAUCGAGUCUUUUUAGAGGCUGCUUUCUUCCUCCCCAUUUGGAUAUUAAAGAUCUUGUUUGUUUUUAAUCGUUUAGUAUCUUUUUUCCUCCCCUCACUUCCUUAGCCAACUACUAUGAAUGUUACUGCUCACCAGAUAUCCGAAAAUGUAAUAAAAGUCUGGUCAUCCUGAAAGCAUCUCAUCCUUAUGAAAUGCCCACAACAUAGCCUAUUGCCUACAGUUUUAUUUUUCCUUGACUGUAAUAAUUGAUGAAAUGUUUGUACAUAAUGGCUUGGUAGGGGUUUUCAAUGCUACUGAAUUGAUUUAUGCUGUUUACAAGGCAAAUAAAGGUGGUCUUGACUCUUUGAA